UCGGUUUUACCGCCAUUUUCAGAAUUUUACUUUUGGUUUGUUGGAGAAACCCUGAAAAGUACACGCUAGUUAUAAUUUUUACAAGUGUGUGGAUUACACUACUUUAUUUUAUUGCAGUAAAUUUUAACACGUUUAAAUCACUAUGCUGUGUAAGAAAAAGUGGACGCCCAACGUUCCCGGUGAUCACUGGGUGCUUCUUGCAAAAGAGUCUGUUAUCGAUGCUCCCAAAAGUAAGAGUGCAGAGAGUGGACCAGUAUUUACCAGACUAAGAAGCCCUUGUACAGGCGAAGCAGCACUCUACUUGCUUGGCAGUAAUGCCGGACAAAUUUAUGAAGUCAAGGCUUUCAACGAAGAAUACCAUUCGUGGUUCAUUGGACAAGUAGUUCAGCAUGAUGGAAGACUGAUGUUAGUAACACCAAUGGAUCCUUUAUUUUUAGUAUUACCUUAUCUUUCUAAAGCUGAACAGAAGGGAAAAUUUCAACCAAUUGAUCAAGUCGUUAAAGAUGAAGACUUCCCUUGUUAUAGCAGUCUGCUUCAGUGCCCGAGGAUUUCUCAGUCACUUCAUCACGUCACUGAAGAAAAAGAAAUUGGAAGUCAGAAGUUUUACAAAUAUAGCAAAGACAAGACAAUGACGUGGUUAAAGAAGAAGGUGGACCAGACUGUUUCUGCAUUAAAGAAAAUGAGUAUUUCUGUAGGUGGUGGAGUACAGUCAGCAACAUUUAUUAGAAAUACGACAUCUGAUCUUACUGAAGAAGACUACAUUCGUUAUGCCCAUGGAUUAGUAUCAGAGUAUCUAGAAGAAAACAUGAGCCAUGAAUUUCUGAAGUACCUCAAGCUUCCAGAACUUACUAGUCCAGUAGCAGAGCCUCCACAAAAGAAAAGGAAAGUGUCUGAUACACUUGUAACAGCAGCAGAAGACUACACAAAGUUCAACAGCACGGAAGCAAAAGAAAAAAAGCCGUCAGGUAAGAUGACUUCAGCGCAGAAGGCACUGGCCAAAGUAGACAAGACUGGAAUGAAGAACAUUUCUUCUUUCUUCGGCCCAAAGACAAAGUCCACAAAAUAAAAAUGUUAAAUGUAUUUUUUUUAGAAAAUGUAUUUUGAAAUUAAUAAAGUUAUAAAUCUUAACAGA
Messenger RNA from Protopterus annectens (West African lungfish), 1132 nucleotides. It is a transcript of the gene RNASEH2B, whose product is annotated as ribonuclease H2 subunit B. Lineage: Eukaryota; Metazoa; Chordata; Ceratodontiformes; Protopteridae. The record is from RefSeq and is a predicted model, not a curated record. Gene Ontology annotation, cellular component: nucleoplasm; ribonuclease H2 complex. Gene Ontology annotation, biological process: RNA catabolic process; ribonucleotide metabolic process. The coding region runs from base 143 to 1066 and encodes 307 amino acids. The transcript is spliced from 11 exons.